Molecule: messenger RNA, 9005 nt
Organism: Pocillopora meandrina
Lineage: Eukaryota; Metazoa; Cnidaria; Anthozoa; Scleractinia; Pocilloporidae
Source: the annotation of a GenBank genome assembly
AUUCGACCUCAUUCCUUUUCAAGGAGAGACCUAAAGGUCAUUUCCGGCUAAGUGAUAAUCUUAAAUAUGUGGAAGCGUUGUUUUCUAAACUAAAAACCACUGCAAAGAUGAUGUGUCCGAAAGGAACUUUGAUGCUGAUUUUAAAUGUAUUUGUCUUUGUCUUUGUUAUAUCAAGCCAAUCGACAGCAGGUAAGAGACACUUAAUGUGUUAUCCUUUGCACAAAUUUUACAUGUUGACAAGGCAUCCUCUUAAUUGCAUCAAAAAUAUGCUAGGAAGGAAGACAAACUGAAGAAUCCAAUGUAGUCAACGUCGUUUGGCUUUUGAGUUUUAAGUUUAAGGCCGCGUUUGAAUAAAAGCCGGACCUAAUUUACAAGUCCUUCCGGAACCCCGUACUUUCAAGUGCGCUUUUCUGGCGAAAUUGUCCGCUUACAUUUGUAUUGAAGCUCUGAUGCAUGGCGCCUUUCGUUCCAUCAUUCUGCGUCGUAUACAGCAAUGGAAAAUAGGAUAACAAGCUGGUGAUGACCACGGCCAAAUUUUGCAUUAACUUACUAUAACCUAUUUUUAAAUUGUUGGCUUUUCUAGAUCUAGUCAAAUACUACCUUAGCUUUGCCUUUUUGAUGCGCUCGAUUCCAAACAGGAACAUAAUUUCUUUAAUUGUUGCACUAAUGAGGCCUUCGAAGGGGGUUUUUGAUGUCGCCUAAUUGUUUAGCAACAUCCCUGUGGCCUAUUUGGUUAGGGACAAAUGUCGCUGUCGCUUUUUGUUAGAAUAAAAAUAUCGCUGUCGCACUGAAUUUGACAACAGAGUAAUUUUGACGUCACUUGCACAUAAGUUAGAAACUUGUGGAAUUCUUGUUGACUAAAUAAUCCAGAAUCUAACAGGCAGCCGUUUUGCAAUGUGUCGCAAUUAUAUUUUUCAGUGUCUUUGGGAUACUAAAUAUCCUAGUUUGAAAUCUGUUUAAACCCUAACAACAACAUGUAGCAAAUCAACUUGGCUAGUUUACACAUUGAUACUUUUUAUUAUUUGCUACAACAGUCUUACACAAGCUGAAUUUCUAUCUAAUAUUUUCAUACCAAUAUUAGGCACAAAUAUCCGGUUGCGCCAUUUUACAUUUUUAUUAGACAAUCAACGCAUUGACUGGUCAAAAAAUAUUCUCUCUUCCUAAUCGAAUUACUUGUAGUCGUCAAUAGGAAUAGAGUUGUAAAGGUAACCGUGCAUUGCCUUUUUCAACAGCAAGGUUUCAAAAAGCAAAAUCCACCGUAUGGAACAUUCAUUCAUUUGAAAGAGCGUUUGCUAAAUUCGAGUGUUAUUGACCUAAUACGAGGACACAGUACACUUUCGAAAAAGUCGCUUGAAAGAGAGCUUUGUUUAGUUAGAAGGACAGGUCUGUAAUAAAAUUUCUACUUGGAGUGAUUGAUUACGGUCCGACAUUGACUUUCAAGUAAGUGGUGUUGCGUCAGCUACUCUCUAUGAACACAUUCCUAAACAAAAAAAUUUAGAUUUAAAAAGAAAGUGUUCUGGCAUGCGCCAGUAUUACUUGUAUGUUUAAGUUUGCUUGAGCCUAAGAUUCUUUUGUGCUGCUUAAGUCGCUAGGAGUCAACCCCAUUCCUUUUUAAGGAAAGACCUAGAGGUCAUUUCUGGCUAAUUGAUGUGCCUCAACUUGUGAAAUUGUUGUUUACUGAACUAAAAACCACUGCAAGGAUGAUGAUUUCGAAAGGAGUUUUGAUGCGAUUUUUAACUUUAAUCGUCUUCGUCUUCGUCUUCGUCUUCUUCUUCUUCGUUAUACCAAGUAAAUCGACUGCAGGUAAGAGAGACUUUGGAUCUCAUCCUUUGCGCAGAGUCAAUUAAGAAUCCGCGAUCAUCCGAGACGGCGAGACAACGGGUGGUUAUAAUGUUAUCUUAAAGUAAUAGAGUUUCGUUAAAGCUAUCAAUAAGCUGUUUUUACAUUUCGACACUUGCAUAGAUAACACGACUCCUUAGACCUUAGCAGCACAGACAUUUUGAGAGACAAAUUUACAUGAUGAUAAGGCACCUUCUUAAUUGCAUCAAAAUAUGCUAGGAAGGAAGAAAAACUAAAGAAUUCAAUGCAGUCAGCUUUUGGCUUUUGAGUUUUAAGUUCAACGCCGGGCUUAAAUAAAAGCCGGACCUAAUUUACAAGUCCCUAUAAAACUUUAUGCUUUCAAGUGCGUCUUCCUGGCGAAAUUUUCCGCUUACAUUUGUACGUAUCCGAGCGCUGAUGGCGCCUUUCGUUCCAUCAUUCGUGCGUCAUACAGCCAUGGAAAAUAGCUACUACCCUAGCAUUGCCUCUUUGAUGCCCUCAAUUCUAAACAGGGACAUAAAUUCAUUAAUUGCUGCACUAAUGAGGCCUUCGAAGGAGGUUUUUGAUGUCGCCUAAUUGUUUACAAACACUCCUGUGGCCUAUUUGGUUAAAGACAAAUGUCGCUGUCGCUUUUUGUUAGAAUAAAAAUGUCACUGUCGUACUAAAUUUUACAAUAGAGUAAUUUCUGACAUUCAUUAAUUGACAAGCCGAUCGCAAGACAACGCACAAUUGUAAAGGUAACCAUGCAUUGCAUGAAAUGAGGAAGUGAUGGACGCGAUAGAGAUCUAAGAGUUUCGGCGAAGAAAUUUUUUCAGCAGCAAAGUUUCAAAAAAGCAAAAUCCACCGUAUGGAACAUUUAUUCAUCUGAAAGAGCAUUUGCUAAAUUCGAGUGUUAUUGACCUAAUACGGGGACACAGUACACUUUCGAAAAUCAGUUAAAAUAGAGCUUUGUUUAGUAAGAACUGACGACAGUUCUGAAAUAAGAUUUCUUCUUUGAGCGAUUCUUUGAGGUCCGCCAUUGACUUUCACGUAGGUGUCUACCGUCUGCGUCGGUGGGGGAGUAUAACAAGAUAAUUUCAGUUUUAUCAACUGAGUUGAUAAUGGAAAUUGGCAACCGUAAAGAGAUUAGGAGAGAUAGAGAGAUUCAAAGCUGACGUUCAUCAGAGCGAGUGGCGAAAGGCUAAUGCCCGAAACGUCAGGUUUGAAACUCCUUACGGUGGCCAAUUUCCAUUAUCAACUCAGUUAAUAAAACCAAAAUUCAUCUGUAAAAGGCCUUCAUGUUAUUUCAUAUAAAACAAUAGUCAAUUGAGUAUCAAAAGUAAUCCGGGAUCGCUUUGGUUUUACUGCACUUUAAUCUGCGAUUGGUCCAGAAAUCUAACACCAUCUUGUCGACCAAUCAGAUGCAAAACUAAAAACAAUCGCGACUUGGUCAUUCGCGUUUUCCAGUUAGCAAAUGAUGAUGUAGACCCUUUUUUCUGAUUGGUUGCAGCGAUUACUUUGGUUUUGGGUUUUUUGACACUCAAUUGAAAACUUCCUUAUAAGGUGUGAAUCGCCACCCAGCCUAUAUAUGUAUGGUCAAAUUUUAAAAGCGGUUGUACCCAGUCCCUUACUCGUUUAGACCAUGAUCACAAAUGAACCAUUUCGUAGUAAUACUUUUCUUUGAUUUCAGAAGCUUCGCUGAUCUCUAACUACGACAUCAUGAGAUGUUACGAAGUUGACAUUACAUUUCACUAUCAGAUUGACGGAGGACUCACAAAUAGCACCAUAACAAAUACCAAAGUGCAGUUUUCUUCUCUUUUUCAAAAAUUGCCCGGCCUUCUCUCGAUUAUCCCAGAGUGCAAUGAUGUCAUGAUCACCAGGAAAGAUAUAUUCAGCUCUCCACCGGGAGUGAAAAGUAUAUUUUUUACAAUACCGAUGAUAUUCACUGCAUCAACAAAUGUAGUAGAUGGUCAAAUUUCAACAAAGAUUGCAGCUUGUAUAAAUACACUGACGACAAGUUAUAAGGGAUUAAUCGACAGCUACACUCCGAGUAUAUUCCAAAAUGGCACUCAUAAUACGCACAAUGCAUCCACUAUAUCAAAAAAGCGAUCCUGCUGUGGUGGGAAUAUACCGCCGCCCUGUUGUACCGUGGGCUCAUUUAACGUGUCAAGUAGUAAAUGUGGUAAGUUAAAACAACGUAUGGAUUAUAUUUGCAGUUGACCCAGGAUCAGGGACGAGCAGAACCAUUUGUUAUGCUUUUGAGUGAAAUUGCAUCAGGGGAGAGAGGGGGGCGGCUUUGAGAUAGAAAACAUGGCUUCCAAGGGGGCAUCAGUUUAUAAAGGGGGGGACUAUAGAGUUUUGACUGCCGGUUAACGGCUAAUGAGGGAGGGGGACCAUAAGAACGUUACAGAGCCUACAGGUAAAUUUUAUCAGGAGACCACAAAAAUCCUGGGGUCACCCUGCCCCCCUUCCCCCCUCCGACCUAUAAAUGUUGAUAAAUGUUGAUCAGUCUUUAAGCUUAGUUCUUUCUCCUUCAUUUAGGUUGUUUGCCAGGGUUCCAUUUUGUUCCUGGCAGUUUAUGUCAGCGUUGUCCUUCAGACACCUAUCAGGACGAACAAGGUCAAAGUUCAUGCAAGAAGUGUCCUGGAAGAAAACAAACAUUUGGAAAAACAGGAAUGACUAGCAAUUCCAGCUGCCUAGGUGAGCUUAAAUAUCAGGGAACGUGUCGGUAAAAUAAGGUUUUUAGGAAAAAGGAGAGCCACUUGAGCUCGGAUAUACCUUCAGUAGCCGUUCCGUUUUCUUCAUUUCUCUGGAUUAGCAUCAAUAUCAUUUUCACGAUGUCUUUCUUUUUUAUCCAGUAUAUUUAGUGCUCUUUGUCUCCGUCAGUGCCUUGUCACUGAAACUGUUGUGGUAGAUGCUUCUUUUCCAUACUUGCGCAAUCGGUCUCAGACCAGUUUUCAAUUUACUUUCGAAAGACUAAAAGUAGAGUAAUCCCAGCAACCAGUCAAAACAAAGGUUUACAUUAUUAGUAGCCAAUAGGAACUCAAAGUGAAAAUAUCCAGACUUCUUCAGUGUGCGUCUCGUAUCUGAUUGGUUGAGAGGAUGGUGUGACUUUCCGAACCAAUUGCAGAGUAAAGUUAAGUGAAACGAAAGCAAUCUUAGAUUUUUUCGAAAGUCAAUUGAAAAUUGCUCCAUUGACCAUGAAUAAUCAGGAACUGACUUUUGACGGGCUCUAACUGGUCAAUAUUUAUCACGAGGGUGGCGGUGGGGUGGGGGGGUCGGAAGACUUGACUCUGUCACGAUAAAAUUUACUAACCCCCACCGGGGGGCCGGUCCCUUCUCACUGUAUUUCGUGCUUCCUUAUAGACCCUCCAUUGAUUGGUAACUACGACGUCAAACGAUGCUAUAUACUUGACGUCAUAUUCAAGUACCGAAUUCCAGGAGGCCUUACGGUCAACACCACCAGAGAUGUCAGACAGGAGUUUCAAAGUCUUUUUCUGACAGUGUACAAUCUAUAUCUUUCUCUUCAACAAUGCAAAGAGGUGAUUGUCACAAUCGGAAAUAUAACACCAUCUCCACCAGGAGUUAGUCUUGUUUACUUCCGAGUACCACUUACUUUUACAGCAUCAAAUAACAUAGCUGAUGAUCUUGUGGCUAUAAAUGUUACAACCUGUGUGAACGUUGCAAAUGUCUCCUUAAAAGGAUAUAUAGACCGAAGUGCUCCAAACAUAACUCAAAACAAAACCACAUACCAAAUUAGCCAACCGUCUUCAUCGGAGAAGAAGUCAUGCUGUGGUGGGGAUAUACCGCCGCCCUGCUGUGCCGUUGGCUCAAUCAAGGUUUCAAAUACUAGUUGCGGUAAGGAUUUUCAUUUCUAUUUUGAAAGAAAUAAACGUUCCAUCAAUAAAAUGAUACAUACGGUUUGUGCAGCGGUAUUUGCACUAAAGGCAAGCGCGGAAAAUUCUCAACAGUGUCCUCGUCCCUUCAUCCCUCUCCUUGACACUGGACAGAAUCUUGUUUUUUUUUUUCCUCCAACGUUUUACACAAAUUGUGUUACUUUUUUUAGGUUGUUUGCCUGGAUUUCACUUCGUCACCGGCCGUUCGUGUGUUCCUUGUCCUUCUGACACUUAUCAGGAUGAACAAGGACAAAAGUCUUGUAAGACUUGUCCAGCCGAUACAGUAACAUUUGGUAAGACAAGAAUGACAAACAAGGCCAACUGCACAGGUAUGGUUGACUUUUCAUACGCCUUUCCUUUCCUAUCAAACAUUCGAGAUUGCUUCGUUUUCUUUUUAGAUACAAUGCUCUGCAAGUUAACGACCAAGAAGUUUUCCUGCCUGAAAACAUCAACAACGAAAGAUAGUCGCGAAUGUUACUUUUACUACAGUUCUGACUUCCCUUCCUAACAGUGUCCGCGUCCCUUAAUCCCUCUCCUUGAAAAAUUCUUUGACACUGGACAGAAUCUUUGUGUUUUUUUCUCAAACGUUUCACACAAAUUGUAUCACUUUUGCAGGUUGUUUGCCUGGAUUUCACUUCGUCACCGGCCGUUCGUGUGUCUCUUGUCCUUCUGACACUUAUCAGGAUGAACCAGGACAAAAAUAUUGUAAGACUUGUCCAGCUAAUACAAGGACAUUUGGUAAGACAAGGAUGACAAACCAAGCCAACUGCACAGGUAUGGCAGCAACAAAACUGCGCUAAGGUUCAUUUGACUUUUCAUACACCUUUCCUUUCCUAUCAAACAUUUGAGACUUGCUUCGUUUUCUUUUUAGAUACAAAUCCUCUGCAAGUUAACGACCAAGUAGUUUUCCUGCCUGAAAACAUCAACAACGAAACAAUAGUCGUGAAUGUUACUGUUAAUGCAGUUCCGGCUUCCCUUGUUCGACCAUUUAAGUUUUACGUAGAUAAUGUCACACAGCCACGACUACUGUCACGCGAGGUGUCAAGGCGAAAGCGGCGUCGUGUUGAAGUUGAUUCUCGGUGUACACACCCUGAGCUCUGUCCUCAAAUGUUAGUCGAUCUCUGUUUUAAGGCAGGUGCCAUCAAACCAGAAAAUUAUUUCUGCAUUCAUCGAUUCACUGGACGAAUUAGGGUAACGCAAGACUUUGUAUUCAAAGAAGGUGAAGUAUUUGAUUUACAAAUACGCGUGACGGACAGCGACCCAAGUGGAAUAACCGAAAACACAGCCAGAAUCAAACUCAUUUCUGGUGACCCGUGUAAGAUCGUCCUAGCAAUUUAUGAUGAAGCUGUGAAAUAUUGCAUCAAGAAUUCAGAAUCUGUCGAUGGAGGAAAGAAGUGCUUGAGUACUCAGUGCACGGAGACUGCCCAUGAUUGGAAAGAGGCACUUAACAGUGCAAGUAAUGUACCAGAGAAAGACUGCUCAGCUGAUCCCCAUAAUCUUACAGUGCUCAUCCGCGAAAACCCACUUUGUGGUAAGUAGUCACGUGUUGUAGAGUCUACUCUAUCUCCUGAUCUUAUCACGCAACACGUGUUCUUUCUCAGAGAGCGCGUUGCGUGACCAACAAGCAAAGACUUCGAAGGAGACUGGAGUCGAAAAACAGUAACUUUGAAAAGUAUCGAUAGAUACAGUUUGUUACUCUCCCCUCCCCUACCCCCUUCCCUUAGCCGUCCACACUAAAUGUCCGAAAACAUUGAUGAAAGCGACAGAGUGAUGUUUUUCACGUCACCAUUUUGAGAAGCAUCCGUUUUCACCUGUCCACAAAAGAAGUUGGGCGUUUUCAAGACUCCACUUUUGAAAUCGUCUUCAACAGUGUUCAUUUUAUUCCCUUUCAUCAGGUGUUUCAGUGUGGACGAAAGAGAAUGGGGCUAUAUUCACCAUAAGCCCCAGUCUUACCGCCGUCAGACCAGUUGAAAACUGCUGACCCGUAUUGCAGAUUGUUAACUCUCCGAGAUGUGUUUUUCACCAAAGAUGUACAUUUCGGAUUUAAUGCUGCAGUCAGAAAUCCUAAAUGUGCACUACUUAUAUCCACAAUUCAGAGCUUUGAUAAGAGAUCUGAAUCGUCUGUUGCAAAAUUAAAUCAAGAUAGAUUUUCAGAUCGGAAAUCUAAAUUGUUAACUACAGGUACUCACUUUAAAUCAACUCAGUCGUUGACUUCUUUGGAUUGACUCGAAUUCUGCAACGUGCUUUGCAAUUGUAAAUUAAAGUUGCUGAUUGCUAAAAUUUUUGCCAGGCAAACUUUAAAUGCUACGUUCUCUCAGAUUCCCUUAUAGCAUCUUUUAAUCUUGAAAAUAUGGUAUGGCAAAAUUUGAACUAUUUCCUUCUUAUUUCAGCCGUUUAUCAGCUUGUGAACGCAGAAGUGUUUCCAGUUGUUACUUCUCUUAACAGGCUAGCCCUUUACAAGUACAAUUUGUGCAGUUCAACAUUCGUUGUCGGAUGCUGGCCUCCUCUAACUACGGUUCUGUUUUGAAAGCAGCUUCAAACUCUUUAUAAAAAACAUUUAGUGCUUUACUCACCCUUCUAGUCUUUAUUCCAAUAGGUCACUGAAGUUGUUGCUGUUGGUAAGUAUGUCAACAUCGAAUAUGGCGUACGCAACUGAGUUAGAGAUUACUGUUUUCUCACAGUCCCACAUAGCAUCUUUUAACCUUGGUAGCAUGGUGAUAAUGGCAAAUGGCAAACUUUGAACUAUUUUCCGUCUCCUUGCAGCCGUUUAUCAGCCUGUGAACGUAGAGGUGUUUCCAGUUGUCAUUUCUCUUAACAGGCAAGCCCUUUACAAGUACAAUUUGUGCAGUUCAUCGUCCGUUGUCGGAUGCUGACUUCCUUUAACUACGGUUCUGUUUCGAAAGCAGCUUCAAACUCUAUACAAACAACAUUUAGUACUUUACUCACCCUUUUAGGCUUUAUCUUAAUAGGUUUCCGGAUUUGUUGCUGUUGGUCAACAUUGGAUGUGGCGAACGCUAGCGAGUGAGAGAUUAUCCACCCCUAAGACAUUGGAGGCUGCUGGGGUCACCGCUUGGGAUUUGAGGCAGCGUGCAUUUGAGAGGCGAUGGCGACGUCAGUGGUUGAUAAAACUCCGUUUUCUUCCCAACGAAAAAAUAGGGACCUUUAGCAGUUAGGACGGCAACACCAAAGAGGACGAUUUAAAAAUGAAUGUUUUUAGUUGGAAUUUCGCGAAUGACUGGAUGUGUUUACCAUCUCUUACGGCGCACAUGUAGCCCCGGUUUUUUGAAGCUCGGAUAACGCUAUUCACUGGAU